AUGCCGAGAAAAAGAAAGGAUGAACAGUUGGGAAACGUAGGAAUAAGUUCGAAGAAACUGAAGGCUGUUAAAGAUAGUACUGACGAGACUUAUGCCCAAAAAUUGAAGAGGAAAAGAGAUCAGGCAAAGAAAGGGAAACCCGCAGAGGAAGCAUUUAGUAACAACAAUAACAGAGCUGAUAGUUCUGAUUUAAUAUUAGGACUUAAACCCAGGACAGCUCCUUAUACAGUCAAAGUAGCAACACCUUCCUAUUUGAAAACCAACAAUCUGACAUCUCAACUACACGGAUAUUCCAUGGGUGUUCAGAAAAGAAGUCUUUAUCAAAGUGCCACAAAAUGUAUGAUAGAUAUGCUGUCAGACAUGCAGAUCUCCACAAUGAUUAGUCCCUUUGAUCGCAGAGUUACUGCUAUGGAGUGGCACCCCACCAACCCAGAUGUGGUGGUUGUUGGGUCCAAGGGAGGGGACAUUAUGUUGUGGGACACCUAUAAUACUAAAAACCAGAAAUUCAUUCAAGGGAUGGGACCUGGAGGGAUCAUUAAUGCCAUCAAAUUUUGGCCUCAUGAUUAUAACAAGAUUCUCACUGCAGCUGUGGAUGGCACAAUUACUUUGAAUGACUUAGAGGGCAAAAACACUCAGGUUUUGGCAGACACCCUUAAUGUACAUGACUUUUGGUACUGCAGUGUGGAUGUACACCCAGUCAGAAAGUUUGUUGCAGCAGGUGACAAUGUAGGAAAACUUCAGUUUCUCACGUACGAGGGCAAACAGACUUUUGAAUUUCGCCUUCACAAGAACAAAAUCACCCAUUGUGAGUUCUCACCUUUGGAAGAAUGGAUGUUAUGCACAGCCUCUACUGAUCAAACUGUUCAGAUGUGGGAUGUUAGAAUGAUUAAAGAUCGCAAAAGCUCCCUCUAUACUCUCAAGCAUGACAAGCCAGUCAAUUCAGCUCAUUUCAGUCGCACCAAUGGAUGCCGGUUAUUAACCACAGAUCAGAACAGUCAAGUACGGGUGUACUUGGCUCCUGAGUGGCAGCUAGAGAAAACCAUUUUACAUCCUCAUCGCUUUUUCCAACACAUAACACCUAUAAAGGCAACCUGGCAUCCUCUACUAGACCUGGCAGUAAUUGGAAGAUAUCCUGACCCUAAUUUUAGUGGUUACCAUGAAAACGAACUCCGCACUAUUGACAUCAUUGAUGUGGAUUCUGAGAAAGUAGUGGCUAGACUUCAUGAUCCAUCAGCACCAGGUCUCGUCUGUGUAAACAAAUUUAAUAUUAAUGGAGACACGUUACUUUCUGGAAUGGGUGUCAACUUGUUACUGUGGAAGAGAAGAGAAGAGGCUGCCAAAAUUCAAGAGUCUUUGAUGUCAAAGAUAAGUGGAAAAGGCUUGGAUCAAAGUUCAAACUCAGGUCAAACAAGGUCAGGAAGGUCAAACCAAUCCAAGAGAGCCAAUGAAAAACUAAAAAAAAUGAAAGAAAGUACAGAAACCAAACAAACCAAAGCAAAACUCAUGCUGAAAACAACAGAAGAAAAACAGAAAAAGAAGAAAUGAGAUAAUCAUGUGUUCAUUUUCAGUUACCACACUGUGUUCAACUGUUCAUGAUCUGCAGGACUGCAGAAUCAAAAUUUAGUUGAUAAAACUUGUGCUUAGAAUUUCAAGGGGAAAAAAACACUGAUUGAUUCUAUGACAAAAUCUGAAAGAACAUAUAGUAUGUUUUGCAUGAUUUUUAAUGAAAAGUAUUUACAUGUUGUAUACUAGUAGAUUAAGUGGUACAGUAUUUGUGCAGUAGUUGUUAGUUUUGUGACUUGUUCAGUUACAUGUGUCAUUUGCAUUUCUCAUGUACUAGCUAGAGUAGUGUUUUUCUAAAUCUCUAAACAAACAAUCCUUUUUUUUUUCCCAUUAUGCAGUAUGUGAAAAAAGUGUCUAUUCCUAAAAAGAAUGGACAAUUUUUUUCCCCAAAAAGAAUGAACAGUAUUUUUCAGACAAAAUGAACAGUGCCUAUCUCUUACUAUUUGGUUGUCAGUUCUAGUAUUGCUUCAUAUGUUAAAAUUCUUAAAACUUUUCACAUUCCUGACUUCCUUGGAUAAAAUUAUCAUUUCUCUGGUUUUAGAUCAAAAUUUUGCACAGAAACACUCAGUUGGUCUCUUCUCAUAUCUCCCAUUACUAUGCAAAACGUUAACGGUAA
Saccostrea echinata is the source of this 2179-nucleotide messenger RNA. Its product is annotated as DNA damage-binding protein 2-like. Gene Ontology annotation, molecular function: damaged DNA binding; protein binding. The record is from RefSeq and is a predicted model, not a curated record. Bases 1 to 1545 code for a protein of 514 amino acids. Gene Ontology annotation, cellular component: nucleus; Cul4-RING E3 ubiquitin ligase complex. Gene Ontology annotation, biological process: response to UV; DNA repair. Lineage: Eukaryota; Metazoa; Mollusca; Bivalvia; Ostreida; Ostreidae. The transcript has 10 exons.